Messenger RNA from Trametes versicolor FP-101664 SS1, 3147 nucleotides. RefSeq lists its product as uncharacterized. The record is from RefSeq and is a predicted model, not a curated record. Bases 1 to 3147 code for a protein of 1048 amino acids. NCBI's taxonomy places the organism in Eukaryota, Fungi, Basidiomycota, Agaricomycetes, Polyporales, Polyporaceae. The transcript has 4 exons.
AUGAGCGACGACGAACAGUACACACUCAGCUUCCCUCCGAACUUCUUUGGCGCUGGCCCCGAACCCGACCCUAUCAACAUCCCGGGCUACUGUGUUCCAAACCUCAUGCAAGCUGGAGGACCGGCCGAAGCUCUGGGACAGCCUGUGAGCCCCCGAGACGGCUCUGCGGCGAACAUGACGGCUGCGCCACUACGCUCUCUGUUCUCCUCGGAGAGCCACCCGUCGGCUUCCCCACCAGGGCCCGAUGAGGAGACGCCCACGCGCCCUACUACUUCGAGGGGGACUCACGCCCUUGGGCACCAAACCCGUGAGACGGACCCUGGGACCUUCAAUUUCGACCUAAGACCAGCGCAAUGGCCGGGCGACAACAUCGUGAACAACAGCUCGCCGCCGGUUACCCCGACAAGGCUCCAACGUGACAGUGCAGCUCCUCCUCAGACGGCGCCUGCUCGCCCUCGUGCACUCCGUAUAACGUCGGUGGCUCAACCGGUCCAGACGAACGUCAGGAAGAGACUUCGGUCUGCCUCUCUAUCGGCGGCGCUCGCUGACGACACCAAGAGUCGCUCUGACAUAGCACCGCCGGCUAGUGCCCCGCAUCAACACACUCAGACACCCCCUAGCGCGGGUGGUGCUGAGGGCCAGCCUAACGAUGGACACGCAGGGACCUCGCUGUCGAACGUCCAACACCUACCCACUCAGCACGAAGCUCCCCUCCCCGCGCCCGCAUCGCUGUACGCCCAUGGCACGGCUGCGUCAGUUGCUGGAACGAACGGCGUCCCGCCUAGCGAAGCGAGGGCGGCAUCUCGUACUACACUCACGGGACACCCAAGCGCUAUGGGUGGCGCGGCGGCGCAUUCGCUACGCGAUGGAGUGUCGCGCUCCGACGAAGGAGAAGCGAAUAUGGCCGCAAACGGCAUGCUCACGAGGGACGCGGGACGAGCUCGCGUCGAGAACCCGACCUACACCACGGCCGCGACUGCGACCGUACGCCCGGCUGACACGCCACUCCUUGUGGGCGCGACGACGGCGGAGGACAUCGAGAAGCAACUAGCUCUCCUCACAGCCCUAACGCAACGCAAGCAACUGGAACUGGAGGCAAUACGCGCGACCUACCCUGCGACUCAGCUGGGCGGAUCCUCCGACGGCUCUGAGCUCGCCCUAGCGGGAGGCCAAGUCCUUAGCCCCAACGUGUACAAUGUGGCGGGUGUGGGGAGCACGGCCCUGGGCCCGUAUCGACUUGAUAACCAGAUUGCCGCGAGCCAGCGCAUGGCAGGACACCUUGGACACCCGACGACGCCCCUGACCCAACGAGCGGGCGCGGAACAAGUCUAUGUCCACCGGCCAAGCCCGGAGGCAGGAAACAGAGACGACAUGGAGAUCGACGGACCGCAGCACGGCCAGUGCAACGAAUGGACGGGCUGGGAACUCGAGUACGCCCAGCUCGGAGAGCAGCACUCCCAGAGCCUUCCGAGCGACCCUCUAGAUGUGCGCCCGGGGACUCAGAACUCCUACGUGCCGACCGUGAACCCGCCGAACGUCCAGAUCGUGACGCGGAGUGGCCAAAUGGACCGAUGCUCGCCCUGGAUCGCCCAGGAGCACGGCUUGAACGUGACCAUGCAUCCUCAAAACGAGGAACGACCGCGCAACGCAGAUGCGAAGAUCACAGUGGCUGCGCCGCGUGAGCCCGUGAUCGUUGCCCUGCCCGACGAGGCGGACGCCGCGGUCUUACCGCCUGUACCGUCGGUCUUCCCGACUAAGCACGCCAUGGCCCCGGGGGAUAUCUUCCGUGGUGCGACUGCGGACAAGUCGGAUGGCUGGAUGAAGCUCAUCAAGGAGAACCCGCACCAGCACUUCCUGUUCCAGUGCCACGGCCAACUUCCGACAAGCGACAGAGCAUACAUUGAGAAGCUCAAGUCGGUCAUCAUCAGGACGCUCGCUGAGUUCACUGGGCUGGACGAGAAGUUCAUCAAGAUCGCCGCCCCGGACUUCCCUUCUCCUACCUCGCGCAACGAGCAAGCGCGUGGCUUCCCCUUCACCUGGUUCUGGCAUCACGUCCCCGGUGAUGCAGCCGCCAAAGCCCAAGAGACUGACAUUAUACUGGGCGACGACCUCACUCUGUACCUCAUCCGCAACCCAAACGCCGUCCCGACGUACAUGGUCUCUCUGAUUGGCUUCCAGCGCGAUGACGAGGACGAGAUCAAGAAGGACGUCGUCGCCGCCCUCAAGAAGGAUGGGCCGCGCGAAGCUACGGCCAUCGCGCUGAACGGCGGCAGUCGUAGUAUCCCGAGCAUGAUCUACGAGAAGGCGGACGCGAUUCUCGAGGGUAUACGGGUGACUGUCCACAAGAUCAAGAAGGGCAAGAACAAGAAGACGGUCAACGUCGUUGUGAACGUCUACUGUGUACCACCCAGCGAGGACCCGGUGCUCUGGCUCCGGUGGAACGAGGAGAUGCGCAAGAUCAAGGUCCCCAGCCUGUACGACAACACUGCGACCCCUCGGCUUCCGACUAGGUGCAACGGAUGCCAUGGCGGAGACCACCUUCUGCUCGAGUGCCCCUUCGAGAAGAUCCCAAGAGUCGUCUCCACGCCAGCGGUGCCGGACGAUGACGAGGCUGAUGAAGACGGCGACGAGGAGCUCUCUGCGCCGGCGAAUGCGGGAGCGCGUGCGGCUCCACAGCCCGCGAUGUCGGCGGGGCAGGGGACGCACAUGUACCCGACGCCUCCCCCGCCCCCGUACUCAGCGCCCCAUCCUCAGAGUGUCCCCGCCCUCGGCCACCAACACCAGGUGGACGCCUACGGGAGAUGGCCGGUCUACACCCCGCAGCAGCCUUAUGACCAACACCAGCCCUACGUCCCACCACAAUACAUGUACGCGCAGAUCCCCAUCCCUGCGGCCACGGCUGGCCGGCCGCCGAACAACCCCCAGCCCACGCGCCACAACGGCAUGAAAGUCCUCACGCCGCAGCACUACCAGCAGAACGCGCACGCGGGCCCGUCCUCGGGCAACCUGUACGAGCCGCGUGACGGGCCCGAGACGCAUGGCGACGCGCAGAACCAGCGGAGCAAGUGGGGAACGCAGGCGCGGGGUGGCGUGCACAGGAGCAAGAAGACUCCGCGCUCACAAGGCCAACCCUCUGACCGCGUAUAA